AUGGAUGCCUCAGUCUCAGCAACAAUAGAUGCUCUAGUCUUAGCAACAAUUGAUGUAUCAGUUACAGCAGCAAUGGAUGCCGCAGCCACAACAACUACAAAUAUUGUGACCUCACAUAUUGGCACAACCAUUGUUGCUAUUUUAGUCACCAAUAAACCCGCUAUUGGAUACAAAGCCCAAGAUUUGAUAGGCCAGAUAAUUGCUUUGCUACAAGAA
This is a messenger RNA of Racocetra fulgida, 216 nucleotides long. The record is from the annotation of a GenBank genome assembly. NCBI's taxonomy places the organism in Eukaryota, Fungi, Glomeromycota, Glomeromycetes, Diversisporales, Gigasporaceae.